Molecule: messenger RNA, 951 nt
Organism: Benincasa hispida (wax gourd)
Lineage: Eukaryota; Viridiplantae; Streptophyta; Magnoliopsida; Cucurbitales; Cucurbitaceae
Source: RefSeq, a predicted model, not a curated record
CCACAACAUCACCAACUGACGUCGAACCUAUAGAGGCCAACGUCCCACAAACAGAGCUGGACAUGUCUGCCUUACUCACCAUGCCACAUAGAGAGACUGACAUGUCUGACAUCCUAGAGGCCGACACUUCUCGGAUUGUUACGACCACAGAAGGAGUUACACUAGAAUCUCGAAGAACUAGUCAUAAGAGGAAAGUUAUUGAUAAAUAUACACCUCCAGCUCAAGUAAAGAAGAAAAGUGUGGUUAAGCAUCCUCUCCCAGGUGUAGCUAUGUCACUAUCCAGAUUGAUUGUCGCAUACAACGUAGCACAUGAUGUUCCACACAAUAUCGUUACAGAAAUGAUGAGCUGGAUCUCAUACGAGAAUACCGACAAUGAGACCAAUUUUAUACCCGGCCUGACAUGUGCAUGCACAAGUUCACCAUCUUGUCAAUUGGUGUAACGAGUCACCUUAAUGCUCGUGGCGGGGUAUUUAAAUGAAUAAAGAAUAAGACACUUCUAGAGGCUGCCCUAGCAUGGGAGGAUGAAGACAUGUACAAGGACUACGUCAUCGGUAAAUUCGAUGUCAAAUGGGCAGAUGUGAAUUUUGUUUAUACGACAAUGAAUAUCAGUGAGCACUGGAUGGUCCUUGCAAUGGACAUUAACAGAGGCCACAUAUUCAUGUUCGAUUCACUUCCGUCAUAUACACCAAUGACAAAGUUGGUGAAUUGGCUAGAGUCAUUGACUGUCACAGUACCAUCCCUAUUUCACUACUGUGACGUGGAUCGUUCAAAGUCGGACCUAUCCAUAACUCGUUGGAAAAUCUCCAACCUAUGAACAUCAACAUACAACACGGGUUGCUUGAUUGUGGCAUCUUUGUAAUAAAAUUACUAGAACACCUGGUGACUAGUGCUGAUCCAUCCGUAAUCACUCAGGAGAAGAUGAGUGAAUAUAGGAUGCAGUUAACAUGUCAA